GCCCGUGUGAGCCCCUAGACAAACCUAAUAUCGUGCUUUAACCCUGCCAACUCUUUGACGACUGACCAUGCCCUGAACACCUGGGUUUGUGUUGAGUAAUAUAAUAGCUAGCUAGCUUGUGCUUUCUGUCACCGUCGCCGGGCUUGCCGGGGCAUGGCAAGCGGUUCUCUUCAGCGAUGUGGCUUGCCAUCUGUGGCGGGGGCGACACCACGAUCAUGUAGACCACCGAUAUGCGUUGCCGCAGCCGGCCGAGGACUUCCCAGGCUUGCUCGCCGUGCGCUGCGCCCGGACCAGCGCUCAGCCGCGCUGACCAGUUCUGGCGUCUUGAGCGGGAGAAAAGGAUGGCAGAACAGCGGCGUGUGCCACUCGCCACGCAGGCGGACGAUAGCGCAGUCGAGCGAGGCGAGCAUGCUCGUGCCGCUGGGGCUCGACUUUCUCACGUUCCUUUCCGCGACAGUGCUGGUGAUCCCGCUAUUCAAGUCUCUAAAGCUAUCACCUGUAUUGGGCUUCCUCUUCAGCGGCGUGGUGUUGAAGCAGCUUGGGCUGUUUCAGGACCUAAAGGACACGGAGCGCCUAGCAGAGUUGGGUGUGCUGUUCCUGCUGUUUGAGAUGGGGCUUGAGCUGUCUCUGGACCGUCUCAAGGCUCUCGCCAAGUACGCGUUCGGCAUCGGCAGCCUGCAGGUGCUGCUGUGCACGGGCAUCUUCACGGCCUUCGCGCUGCCGGCGGGGCACAGCAUCGGGACCAUCUUCCUGGAGCAGGUUGCGCACGCGCCUCACCGGCUGGUGUCCAUCCGCUCUGUGGACGAGGCGGUGGUGAUUGGCGCCGCGCUGUCCAUGAGCAGCAGCGCCUUCGUGCUGCAGCUGCUGCGCGAGCGCGGCGAGGUCACGUCCAAGUUCGGCAACGCCACACUGGGUGUGCUGCUGUUCCAGGACAUUGCGGUGGUUCCCUUCCUGGUGCUGCUGCCGCUCAUCACCACACACGGCACCGACCUGGAGGGCGCCUCCCCCGUGAGCCUGCUCAGCCAGCUGGGCCCCACGGCGCUGCAGACGGUGGCGGGGCUGGGCGCACUGCUGCUGGCGGACCGGCUCAUCAUGAAGCGCAUCUUCGAGAUGGUGGCCCAGUCGCGCAACAGCGAGACCUUCAUCGCGCUGUGCCUGCUGACGGUGGCGGGCACGUCGCUCAUCACGCAGCGCCUGGGGCUGUCAGACACCAUGGGCGCCUUUCUGGCGGGCGUGCUGCUCAGCGAGACAAGCUACCGCACACAGGUGGAGGCCGACAUCCGGCCCUUCAAGGGUCUGCUGCUGGGGCUGUUCUUCGUCACCACCGGCUCCUCCAUCAACCUGCAGUUCCUGCAGCUGCACUGGCAGGAGGCGGGCUGGAUCCUGGCGGGCCUGGUGACCAUCAAGACGGUGGUGGUGGCGGCGGUGGGGCAGCUGUUCGGACUGACCAGGAGCGAGAGCAUUCGGACUGGCUUCAUGCUAUCGCAGGGCGGCGAGUUUGCGUUCGUGUUGUUGUCGCUGGCCAACCAGCUGCGCAUCCUGCCCACCAACCUCAACCAGCUGCUCAUCAUCGUGGUGGUCCUGUCCAUGGCGCUGACGCCCUUCCUGGCAGAGUCGGGCAAGGUGGUGGCCAACAAGCUGGACGAGCUGUGGCCGCCGGCGCCGCGCGGCAGCCCCAGCGGUGGCAGCGGCGUGCCGGCACUGGCGGGCGUGGGGCCUAGCGUGGCGUUGCUGGGAGCGGGCGGCGGUGAUGGGGCGGCGGCGGGCGGCAGGAGCAGCUCGGACGACGACGCGUUGCACCACCAGGUGCCGGACCCGGUGGUCAUCUGCGGCUUCUCGCCCGCCGGCCAGAUGGUGGCCAACAUGCUGGAGAGCCCGCUGGCCACGCCGGGCGGCGGCGGCGAGCCGCCCGCCUACCUGGCGUUCGACCUGGACCCGGAGCGAGUGGCGGCGGGGCGCAAGGCGGGCUUCAAGGUGGUGUGGGGCGACGCCACGCGCGGCGCCGUGCUGCGUGCCGCGGGCGUGGAUGCGCCGCGCGCCGUGGCUGUGUGCUACGCCGACAAGGAGUCGGCGCUGCAGGCGGUGUACACCUGCCGGGCAGAGUUCCCAGCCGUGCCCAUCUACGCCUGCGCCGCGGACCUCAGGCACGCCGCGGAGCUGGAGGAGGCUGGCGCCAGCCGUGUGAUCAUCCGCUCCGUGGAGGCGGGCCUGGCGCUGGGCGGCGCGCUGCUGGGAGAGAUGGGCGCCAGCGAGGCCGACUUGGCCUACCUCAAGCGCGGCAUCGAGGAGACCAUCGAGGCGCGCACGCAGGCGCUCAGCGACUGGAUGCACAACAACAGCGAGCAGGUGCCGGCCUUCAGCUCUCUGGACAUGAUUGUGCUCACGGGCGAGGCCGAGGACAUUGCGCGCGGGGCCGCCGCAGCAGCAGCAGUCGCAGCCGCGGAGCGCGACGCCCAGGUCGCCGCCGCGCUGUCCGCGGAGGCGGCGCAGCCGUCGCCGCGGCAGCCGGUGCACGGCGCCAACGGCGCCGUGGGCGCGGUGAACGCGAUGAAUGGAGGCGUGAAUGGCGGCGCCAACGGAGGCAGCAGCAGCGGCGCGCUGGCCGGCGUGGCGAUGCCGCGCCGCACCCUGGAGGUGGAGGUGGAGGUGGCGGGCUUCGUGGGUGCGGGGCAGAACGGCGGCGGCGUGACGGCGUCCGCCGCGACGGCCACGCCGCCCACCUCGUCGUCCGACGUGGAGGGCCCGGCGCCGGGCGAGGCCGGGCCGGUGGCCGUGGUGGACGCGGAUUCGCAGGCACGCGUGCGCGCGUGAGCGGCUGUGGAGAUGGCACAGGUGGCGAUUGGGAGCUGCGCUGCGCUGGGCAGGACGUGGGGUUGGGCAGGACGCGGGCAGGGAGCGGGAGAGGGAGCGAGUGCGGCUUUUGACGGCGUUGCUAGCGCGCGUCUUUGGCGCCUUGGCAUCAGCCGUGUGUGGUGCGGAUGGAAGCGCCAUGCGGGGCAGGUGCUGCUGGGUCGACGUCGGGCUGCCGAAGGCAGGCCAGAGAGAGGGAAGGGAGCGGCAGGUGGCGUACGGUGCGGCAGGGAUUCGUGGCGGGGGGAGGCCGGCCUGGACUGGAGGGCGGGCGGGCCGGCGGGGGCCUGGGGGCCUCCGCGCAGGGUUCAUGCCUGCACGUGGUUUGGUUGGGUGAGUCGUCCGCCAGCGCGCUGGACGCUGCAUUCGAAACAUCGGAAUGAGUUACAUCACAUGGCGUGGUACGGUGCGACGCAUCAUCUUCCCACUUUUCCCCUUGAGAGGGAGAUCCAAAACCGUUCUUGUCGCAUGUGUGAUUCAAGCUUGGAAACCUGUCCUAUGCUAUGUCCGGGAGAUGAGGUAGUUUCGAAACCUUCAGUAGUGGGCGCAGCCCACUUUUCCCUUGAGCGGGAACGACCUUUCGUUUCGCUGUGAGGGGACGCGAGGCGGACGCGCAGAGCCGGACUGGUCGCAUGCUAGCAUGACGGCGCAUGGGAGGCAUGCCGUAUGGGCGUACUGCACUGCAAGGUUGGCGCCACUGGACCAGUGAGGCAACCGUGUGUGUACUGUGUGGACGACGGGAGUGUUUAUUCGCCAUGCAGUUUUGGGACACCUGGGCUUUUGCGCGAUUGUGUUCGUGUUUUGCUCUGUGCCGUUAGCUCCUGCGCAAGUAUACUUGUUGCAGUGCGGCUAUAUCUUUGGAUCGGUUCGUGUUUCUGGUGGAUGUUGGUUUGCGUGUGGGAAAGUACGCCUGGCCGCGUCGUUGAAGAACGGGUUUUGCGCAGCCUGAGCACAGUGCUUCCUUGAAGCCUUCGGCUGCACGGUGUGUUGGUAGUGUUCGCCUAAGCCGGGCCACAGUGUAAAGAAGCACCAUG
Molecule: messenger RNA, 3884 nt
Organism: Chlamydomonas reinhardtii
Lineage: Eukaryota; Viridiplantae; Chlorophyta; Chlorophyceae; Chlamydomonadales; Chlamydomonadaceae
Exons: 16
Coding region: 409-2811 (800 amino acids)
Biological process (GO): potassium ion transport; proton transmembrane transport
Cellular component (GO): chloroplast; membrane
Molecular function (GO): antiporter activity
Source: RefSeq, a predicted model, not a curated record